GCACAAGCCUCCUUGUGGACAAUGCGUUUAUUUAGUGGUGUUCGAUGCAACCUAGAAUCAGCUUUAGAGUGCAACACUGAAGAACCAGGUGUAGCAAUGAGAUCCCCUGAGAUUCGUCGACCGUUCUGCUGCCGUGCGAUCUUGUUUUCUGUUCCUGAAGGAAAAGCGAAGAGAUCCUGAGAAAUGAAAGUGCCUCAGGUGUUUGAGAAACGACAUUAAAGGAGCGCUAUCUGAAUAGCCGAUCCGCGCAAAUUCCUUCCACGAUCUCAGGCAGUUUUGAUCAACAUUCACCGCGCCUUCUGUAGAUCUGCACGGCUGACAAAGAAGGAAGAAUUCGGAUCCAAUUUUUUGGAUCACUUCUAAAUGUUGUCAUCAAAGUUGAAGAUCUUUACAGACCGCGGGAAAAAGCGGGAAGAUCGAGUUGAUCGUGGACAAAGAACUGAAACUGUGAAAAUCGAAAUGAUAUCCUCUCGCGUGGUGAAAUACAACCACUACUACCUCCCCUACCUCAUUGCUCUUGCUCCGACCCUUCUAAACUUUACUGCAACACCACCCCAGGGACCAGUAAAAUCACCAGAAUUUAGGAUCACUACACCAUCCUAAAAGGACACCCAUCGAUUCAAAAAAGAUGGCCACCGUGAAGAACGUCUCCAAGAAGCGAAAGUUCGUCAACGACGGAGUUUUCUACUCCGAGUUGAACGAAUUCUUGACCCGCGUGUUGGGCGAGGAUGGCUACGCUGGUAUUGCUGCUGUUUUCACGCAUGACAAACUGCAUUAUAGGAUUUAGGAAAUUUUUGAUUUUCAGAAAAAGUAUGAGGCUUGUGUGCUUUUUGUCUAAUUUGAAAACCGUAACAAAACAGGUGUCGAGAUCCGUGUGACCCCGAUCCGCACGGAGAUCAUCGUCCGCGCCACGCGCACCCGCGAGGUCCUCGGUGAGAAGGGCCGCCGCAUCCGCGAGCUGACCUCCCUGGUGCAGAAGCGUUUCAACUUCCGUGAGAACAGCGUCGAGCUGUUCGCGGAACAGGUCAAGAACCGUGGCUGCUGCGCCAUGGCCCAGGCCGAGUCUCUCCGCUACAAGCUGCUCGGUAUUGAUAUUAUUUUCAGCACAUUCCUGUUUGUCUUGAAUGAGAAUCCGUAUCCGAUGAAGAUCAAGUGAUUUGAUGCUGUUUGGAAACUACAUGGUGGAGAGGAAGUGACUGAAACAUUCUGCUCUGAAAGUACGAAAUGGAUAUUCUUUCUGAAUGUAGAAAACCCAGUCUUCGAUGCGGCAAGAAGACGCAAAAACAAAAAUCUAUCGACACAUUUUCAAAUCACACUACAGGUGGUCUCCCGGUCCGCCGCGCGUGCUACGGUGUGCUGAACUUUGUGAUGCGCAAUGGCGCCACCGGGUGCGAGGUCAUCGUGUCCGGAAAGUUGCGUGCCCAGCGCGCCAAGGUCAUGAAGUUCCGUGACGGCUACCUGAUCUCCACCGGUGACCCGAAGAACCACUACAUCCAAGAGAGUGUGCGCCACGUGCUGAUGCGUCAGGGUGUCUUGGGCGUCAAGGUAUAUAUAACAUAUGGCUUGUUUGAUAGUGGGUGUUAAUACUGUUGCAUCAGAAAUUUCCUUGUGUUUGGUUUGAUUGAAAUGUUCGUGUUGACAUGUACACUUGCGCACGAAGAACAACCUUGACACUUCUCUACCGCCUUCUUCUGAUGCACAUUAUCCAAACCAACCUCAGGUCCGCAUCAUGCUUGGGUACGAUCCGGAGGGUGAGCGUGGUACGUCCCACCUCAUGCCGGAUAAGAUCAUCAUCCACGAGCCGAAGGAGGCCCCGCUGCCGCAGACGAACUUCAUCCAGGACGCCCCGAUCGAGGAGCCGGUCGUCGAGGAGCCGGCGGCGGCCCCGGUCGCCCAGGAGUACCAGAGCUACAACAACGCCGGUGCCCAGGACGAGAACUGGUAAAUUUACGAGGGAAAUGGAAGGCACAGACGGGUUUUAUCGUCUUCUCCCAGCGGGCUUGGGCGGCGCUUUCGACGGUGUGUGGACGGGUUGGAGACGUGGAUCUGAGAGGUUGAGAUGAAUUUCCAUCUCAUUAUCAUCUCUAGUUCUACUCAAGGUUGUAAUCUGAAAGCGACUUGUCGUUGUGGUUGAUGAUAAAUCUCCUGUCAGACGUGCCUUUUUUUGAGUCGAUGAUGUCCUUGUAGUGAUCCGUGAUUCGAAGGAAACAAAAGCCCUUGUGCCGCACCUUUUACAGGGGUUGCGUGCAAGGUCAGUUGCUGUGGGCUUGUUUGCUCUCGCUGGCGCUACGCCGGUAAGUGUUGAACAAACUGUGUGGCUGUUUGGAGAUAACGUUAAC
Molecule: messenger RNA, 2339 nt
Organism: Amoebophrya sp. A120
Lineage: Eukaryota; Dinophyceae; Syndiniales; Amoebophryaceae
Source: the annotation of a GenBank genome assembly